GAUUUCAUUAUGGAACAAUUAUUCUGCCAUGAGAACAAAGACUGUUCUCGCCAUUACAAUGAGGCAGCUGGAAAAACACGGUCUCUUGCAGACGAUGAGUGCCUUGAGAAAUGCAAAACCGCGUUCCACUCUCGGAUUUCUGUGGGCUCUUCAGCAGGUCAACAUGACCGGAAUGUGAUGCUUGUCAAAACGGGCAAGCGGUCUUCCUUCUCGUCUUCAGACUCAAACGAAAUGGAUGAUUUAUUUCUCGUGGAGUCCAAACAUUGUGAAGUUUUGGACAAUUAUCAUCCUGGCCUGAAUAUGAAAGAAGUCAAAGGAGUUGGGCUCAAGCCAAGUUUGAAGAUCAAGAAUCCUCCCGUCCUAGCAAAUGCUACGAAAGCAAAGCUGGAACACUCUAACGGGAGGGAACCUGCUGUACAUGUUCAUGGAGGACAUGCAAAUCUCAACAAGAAGAGAGAGCAUGCUGCUUUCAUGCGUGACAUUAUUUUUUCCACGAUCUACCGUUAACUCCUUCAAAGAAACUUCCGAAUCACAGUUGAUUUAUGUACUUUAUUUGGCAAGUUGUACGAGUAUGAUACUUAGGCUUGUUGUAAAUCAAACGUAUCAUC
This is a messenger RNA of Guillardia theta CCMP2712, 608 nucleotides long. RefSeq lists its product as hypothetical. The transcript is spliced from 9 exons. The record is from RefSeq and is a predicted model, not a curated record. Bases 10 to 507 code for a protein of 165 amino acids. NCBI's taxonomy places the organism in Eukaryota, Cryptophyceae, Pyrenomonadales, Geminigeraceae.